AGAGAUUUACUUUAAAUGCCCUUAUCUUACAGAGACCUUGUAAUAAAAGUGAAAUUUGGAGAAAGCAUUGAGGACUUACAGACUUGCCGGCUCUUAAUUAAACAUUACAUCCCAACAGGACUUUUUGUGGAUCCGUAUGAGUUGGCGUCAUUACGAGAGAGAAACGUUACAGAGGCAAUGAUGGUAUCAGAAAAUUUUAAUAUAGAAGCUCCCAACUAUUUGUCCAAAGAAUCCGAAGUCCUCAUUUAUGCACGUCAAGAUGCACUGUGCAUCGAUUGCUUCCAGGCCUUUUUGCCUGUGCACUACCGCUAUCAUCGGCCACAUAGGAAAGAUGGAGACACCCUGAUUGUGCUCAACAACCCAGAGUUACUGAUGUACUGUGACCAAGAGUUCCCUGUUUUGAAAUGCUGGGCUCAGUCAAAAGUGGCAGCUCCCUGUGCUUUGAACAGCGAGGAGAUCUGCCAAUGGAACAGCAUGCAAUAUAAAUCAAUACUUAAGAAUUUGACCCUGCAAGUUCCCGUGGGACUGACUAUACAUACCACUUUAGUAUGUUCUGUGACUCUGCUCAUUACCGUCCUGUGUUCUACUUUGAUCCUGUUAGCUGUUUUCAAAUAUGGCCAUUUUUCCCUGUAAGUUUAAUAUAGUUAGAUGUUUUCUAGGAACCUAAUAAAUGAGACCUAUUCCUCUGUGACAAGAGGUGUUCUUUUCAGAAUUAA
Onychomys torridus (southern grasshopper mouse) is the source of this 716-nucleotide messenger RNA. It is a transcript of the gene Pigx, whose product is annotated as phosphatidylinositol glycan anchor biosynthesis class X. Gene Ontology annotation, cellular component: endoplasmic reticulum membrane. Gene Ontology annotation, biological process: GPI anchor biosynthetic process. Bases 16 to 633 code for a protein of 205 amino acids. The transcript is spliced from 4 exons. NCBI's taxonomy places the organism in Eukaryota, Metazoa, Chordata, Mammalia, Rodentia, Cricetidae. The record is from RefSeq and is a predicted model, not a curated record.